CGAGCGGCAUGGCGUGGCCCUGCAUCAGCCGGCUGUGCUGCCUGGCCCGGCGCUGGAACCAGCUGGACCGCUCGGACGUAGCGGUGCCGCUGACUCUGCACGGUUACCCGGACCCGGGGAGCGAGGAGCCAGGCGCGGACUGCAGCGUCUCGCGCGGGAGCCCGUCCGUCGCCGGCGCGCGGGAGCCCAGCCGUGCCGUGCCGCUCACCCAGUACCAGCGCGAUUUCGGUGUGCGAACUGCUCGCGCGGGGUCCCGGGAUGCUGCUCAAGAGCGCGCACCGGGGCCGGGCGGCCGCAGGGGCCAGUCCUCGGCGCCCCCAACCCGGACGGUCUACGUGCUGCCGGUCGGGGACGCGGACGCAACUGUAGUAGCGACCACGUCUUAUAGACAGGAAUUCCAAGCUUGGACUGGAGUGAAGCCCUCAAGAUCCACAAAGGCAAGAGCAGCCAGAGUUGUCACGACUCACAGCUCCGGAUGGGACCCCAGCCCUGGGGCCAGCUUCCAGGUUCCAGAGGUGAGGAAAUUCACACCAAACCCCUCAGCCAUCUUUCAGACAUCAGCCCCUCAGGCGCUCCAUGUGUGACCAGCGGAAACCAAUGGUUGGGGAAGCGGAGCACAGCCAGACCUACCAGGCAGAGGCCUGGCCUGCUGCUUUGCCUACAGGAGCUGCUUGGCUGCUGGCUCUGGGCAUGGUGUGGAGGCGGGCAGAGGGUCUGGGCACUACCGGCUGCACUCAGCCUCCCUAACUGUCCUCCAGCAGUGUCAGGGAGGGAGACGUUCUUAUCUUCCAAAUUGUCAUUUGACAUCCUUCAGUUUUUAAAUCUGGUGAUCAAUCCAGCUGAGACCUGAACUGCUCCAGACUAAGACGUGCACACUAUCAAGUCCUUGGUAGGUUGGUUUCACACUUUGGAUGGUUUUCCCAAGAUGCAUGUUAUAUGUAUAUGUAUAUAUAUAAUUUUUUUUGAUGACUUACGGUAGUGCAGGGCAGUAUCCUCACCUUUUUGCAGCGGGCCAUGUUCUUAUCAUUAAGAAAUUUAGCCCAGCAGUGGUGGCAAAUGCCUUUAAUCCCAUUGGAGGGAGACAAAGGCUGAUCUUGUGAGUCUGAGGCCAGCCUGGUCUACAGAGCAAGUGAUAGGACAGCCAGAGCUACACAGAGAAACCCUGCCACAAAACAAAUGUGGGGGAGGGGUGGGGAUCAACCUUAGGUUGCCAGAAGUAAUACCUUUAAUCCCGGCACUCUAGAGGCAGAGAUAGAAGGAUCUCUGAACUCAAUGCUUUCCUGAUCCACACAGCAACUUCUAGGAGAGCCAGGGCUACACACCCCGUUUCA
Rattus norvegicus (Norway rat) is the source of this 1331-nucleotide messenger RNA. It is a transcript of the gene Map6d1, whose product is annotated as MAP6 domain containing 1. The transcript has 3 exons. Gene Ontology annotation, biological process: microtubule cytoskeleton organization. Lineage: Eukaryota; Metazoa; Chordata; Mammalia; Rodentia; Muridae. The coding region runs from base 9 to 584 and encodes 191 amino acids. Gene Ontology annotation, cellular component: microtubule; cytoskeleton. Gene Ontology annotation, molecular function: calmodulin binding; microtubule binding. The record is from RefSeq and is marked provisional.